Molecule: messenger RNA, 560 nt
Organism: Amphibalanus amphitrite
Lineage: Eukaryota; Metazoa; Arthropoda; Thecostraca; Balanomorpha; Balanidae
Product: cuticle protein 7-like
Exons: 2
Coding region: 1-471 (156 amino acids)
Cellular component (GO): extracellular matrix
Source: RefSeq, a predicted model, not a curated record
AUGAAGGUGUUCCUCGUUGCCGCCGUGCUGGCCGUGGCCGCCGCCGAUUCUCCGGCUCCGUACCACCCGACUCCGGCUCCGUACCACCCGGCUCCGGCCUACAAGCCGGCUCCCUACCAUCCGCAGACCCAGUACAAGGAGGAGGCCAGGCCGUUCGCCUUCGACUACGCCGUCAACGACCACUACACCGGCACCAACUUCGCCCGCAACGAGCAGAGCGACGGUCACAACGUGCAAGGCUACUACUCGGUGGUUCUGCCCGACGGUCGUACCCAGCACGUCAAGUACACGGCUGACCACUACGGUGGAUACAACGCCGAGGUCACCUACGACGGAGAGGCCGCCUACCCCGAGCAGCACUCUGCCUACAAGCCGGCUCCCUACCACCCGGCCCCUGCCUACAAGCCGGCCCCGUACCACCCGGCCCCUGCUUACAAGCCGGUCCCUGCCUACAAGCCCGCACAUCAUUAAUGCGGUGAUGUGUGGUGAAAGGAGCGAAUGAGUUGUGGUGUGUACUAUUUAUCGCGUUUCUAAAUGUAUGUAAAUAAACGUUUAUGUUU